CCUUCUCCUUUCCAUCUCACCUUGCUCCACGUCGUUACUACAUUCGCUCAAGAACAUCAGCGACGCCUACGCCUACUUAGCGCCGAAAGAACCACUCGAGAGAUGUCAAACAAGGAUGUGAGUUGGUGUUGAGCGCCGUGUCAGAGAGGAAGGGGGUCUCGAAGGAAGCUGUGUAGCAGAGGUGGCGGACCCACAGCUGGCCGAUAAAGAAGCGUCGCCAUGCUGCGAGGUAGCUGCUAUUGCCGGUCUGUCGUAGCUUGACACAGGGGGCAUGGGGGCAUGGCUGCUUUUCGUCUUGAUAGCUAUCGAGACUGACCACUUGAUCCCCUCCUCAUCUCGCUUCUCUCGCAGUACUACGGCGGCGGCGGCGGGCAGCAGGGUGGUUACCCUCAGCAGGGUGGCUACGGCGGCUACCCCCAGCAGGGCGGUGGAUACCCACAGCAGGGCUACGGAGCUCCUCAGCAAGGCGGCUACUAUCCCCCGCCGCCUCAGCAAGCCUAUGGAGGACAGCAGCCUGGCUACUACCCUCAGCCGCAAGCGCAGCCUGUCUACGUCCAGCAACAGGGUCAGAAGAAGGGAGGCAUGGGUGCGGGAGCAGGCUGCUGCGCCUGUCUCGCAGGAAUGUGUGUCUGCUGCUGUGCUGAGGAGAUGUGUCUAGACUGUAUGUUCUAAGGCUUCUUCGUGCUGCAGACCCUUUCUAGGAUUUCAUUCGAAUGUGCUUGUAACUAUUCCCGUAUGCCCCAAUCCUCCCCUGUCCGUAAUGGCCGAUUCUCAUUCUGACGCGCUACCGU
Jaminaea rosea is the source of this 791-nucleotide messenger RNA. RefSeq lists its product as hypothetical. The transcript is spliced from 4 exons. The record is from RefSeq and is a predicted model, not a curated record. Lineage: Eukaryota; Fungi; Basidiomycota; Exobasidiomycetes; Microstromatales. The coding region runs from base 272 to 658 and encodes 128 amino acids.